AUGAAGAGUUUCGCUCUGCUGUCGCCGACUCUGCGUGGCCGCAUGACACCGCUGCGCGCCAAAUGGCCCACUGGACCACUUGGCGCCGCAACCCUCCCGUUCCAUACAGCAGCCCCCCGCGCGGCGAAUGACAAGUCGGCGCAAGACAAGCUUGUCGAUGAACGAAUCACUGCACCCCUCAUUCAGCUUGUCGACCCGACCAGCGGACAGCUUCAUGGGCCGUUCAAACCCCAAGAUAUCCUAGCGAAAAUCGACCGCAAGGCAUACCUGCUCAUGCAAGUCACAAAGGGCGCUAUGGACGACCCUACGCAGAAAAAAGAGUGGUCUCUCCGAGAUCUCCCCAUAUGCCGUCUGAUCAACAAGCGCGUGGAAUAUGAGCGACAGCGCGAGAAGAAAAAGAAGCCCACGAGCACGCAAUCCAAGGCAUUGACGCUUUCUUGGAACGUGUCAGACCAUGAUCUCUCCCACAAGCUGUCUAAAGCGCGUCGUGAACUGGAGCGCGGACACCAGGUGCGGGUGGAAAUCUCUGCCAAGUCAGGCACUCCACGUGCCUUGCCUGGCAGCCAAGAGGCCGAUGACCGUCUGCAGCUCGUGGAGCACAUCUUAUCUCAACUGACACAGGCUAGCCCCACGUCAGAGGCAACGCUCGCUCGCAUUACGUCGCCCCCGUCGUGGAAUCGCUCACGCACGCUGGUCGCCUUUGUCCUGCAAGGCUCCGGGGCCGCCUGA
This is a messenger RNA of Malassezia restricta, 729 nucleotides long. Its product is annotated as translation initiation factor IF-3. Gene Ontology annotation, molecular function: ribosome binding; translation initiation factor activity. The transcript has a single exon. Gene Ontology annotation, biological process: mitochondrial translational initiation; ribosome disassembly. Bases 1 to 729 code for a protein of 242 amino acids. The record is from RefSeq and is a predicted model, not a curated record. Lineage: Eukaryota; Fungi; Basidiomycota; Malasseziomycetes; Malasseziales; Malasseziaceae. Gene Ontology annotation, cellular component: mitochondrion.